AGAGAACACGAUCCUUUUUUACAGCCUAGAAGAGAAGAAUUGCAUCACUACGACGCUAUUCCAUCCCUCUUGCAUCAAUCGACCCCCCUUCAAUUCGAUCCAUCGAUCUGAUGUUCUGCAGUUUCAAGCUAAGGAGCCUCCUCUUCCUUUGGCGAGCUCUAACGCUGGCGUUGGUCUCCUUUAUCUCCCAAUUCCUCUGGUGAACCAUCGCUGCGACGGCUUGGAUUUGGUUCUGGGUUCGCAGUCUGCCUCUUGUGAUGCAUCACCAUCGCCGGUGGAGGGCCGACGACGAUGGGAUCAAGGGAUUACUAUGAGAUCCUCAACGUCGACCGGAGCGCCAUCGAUGACGACCUCCGCAGGGCCUACCGGCGGCUGGCCAUGCGGUGGCACCCCGAUAAGAACCCCGCCGGCAAGGCAGAGGCCGAGACCCGGUUCAAGGAGAUCACCGAGGCGUACAACGUGCUCAGCGACGCAGACAAGAGGGCGGUGUACGACCAGUACGGGGAGGAGGGCCUCCGGGGAGAUGUGCCGCAGCCCGGCGGCGGCGGAGGCACCGACGACAUCUUCGCGGAGUUCUUCGGGAGCACGCCGUUCACGUACUGCAGCACGGCCAGCAGCGGGAGGCAGCCCCCACCGCCCCCGAAGUGGGACAGCGGGUUUGGCAGGGCGUUCCGGCGCGCCCAGGGUGGUGGUGGUGGUGCCGCGUCGUCGAGAAUGGCGCCGCCGCCGCCGCCCGUGGAGAGCAGGCUGGCGUGCACCCUGGAAGAGCUCUGCAUGGGCGGCACCAAGAAGAUGAGGAUCUCCCGGAACUUGGUCGAUGCCAGCGGGAAGACGAAGACAGAGUCCGAGAUUUUGUGGAUCGAGGUGAAGCCCGGUUGGAAGAAGGGCACCAAAAUCACGUUCGCCGGUAAGGGCAACCAGCAGUGGAACCAGCUCCCCGCCGAUCUGGUCUUCGUGGUCGACGAGAAGCCCCACCCCGUGUACCGGCGUGACGGCAACGACCUGUUGGCCGAGGUCCGUGUGACGCUCGCCCAGGCGCUGGGCGGCACGGUCGUCGUCCUCACCGCGCUCGACGGCCGCGAGCUCGCCGUCGACGUGGGCGGCGGCGGCGAGGACGAGGACGAUGAGGACGACGCGCCCGUGGUGUGCCCCGGCUACGAGCUGGUGCUGCCUGGCGAAGGCAUGCCCAUCGCGCGCGAGCCCGGGCGCCGAGGCAACUUAAGGAUCCGGUUCGACGUCGCGUUCCCGGAGCGGCUCACGCGCCGGCAGCGGGCAGAGAUCAAGCGCGCGCUCGAGGACAGUACCGGUGUCUGCUAGCAAGUAGCAAUACAGGUGUGAUGUGUCCGCUGUCCGCUUGGCGAUGACAGUGUGGCGUUGUGCUCCUGCUGCUGCGUGCGCCUCGAACCCUUGAAUAUGGGAAACAGAUUCGUGGCCUCGUGGGUGUUGACGUCCAUUUUAUAAACACUACACUGGAAUGAACUAUUUGGUGGUGCUCUCUACAAGGUGCGGAUGGUUUGUG
Zea mays is the source of this 1519-nucleotide messenger RNA. RefSeq names its product DNAJ heat shock family protein. Gene Ontology annotation, cellular component: cytosol. The transcript has 3 exons. The record is from RefSeq and is marked predicted. NCBI's taxonomy places the organism in Eukaryota, Viridiplantae, Streptophyta, Magnoliopsida, Poales, Poaceae. Bases 292 to 1317 code for a protein of 341 amino acids. Gene Ontology annotation, molecular function: protein-folding chaperone binding.